AUGCACAUGUCCAAAAACAAGGUCCCAAAACUGCCAAUCAACCAGGAGAGGUUAACGAGAACAUACCCCAAGCAUGUGUCUUCAAUGACGAAACCCUCGAUCCGAAUCCCUUUGACUGGGCCGCUGCCUUCGCCGAUCAUUGUUCCCCCGUCCGCGCGCACGCUUGCUGGGGCCAUCGAUGCUCUCGGAUCUUUCCUGACGGCCUCUCCGUCUCCGUAUCUGCGUGGGGUCGAUGUCGGGCGUUACUCUCAGACGGUCCUUUUGACCGGCGCUGGCAUCUCCGUCGCAUCAGGUCUGUCGGACUAUCGAGGGGAGAACGGCACGUAUGUCACCAACAAGCAUUAUCGGCCGAUCUACUUCCAUGAGUUUGUGCGACAGCAUGAGUCCCGCAAGCGGUAUUGGGCUCGGAGCUUUGUCGGAUGGCCGGGUCUGCAGAAAGCCAAGCCCAACACAACCCACGAGGCCAUCCGGGACAUCGGCGCCAAGGGCUACAUCAGCUCCGUGGUGACCCAGAAUGUCGACUCGUUUCAUUCCAUCGCACAUCCCACGCUGCCCACCUUGGAGCUUCAUGGCUACUUGAGGUCUGUCGUGUGCACGAGCUGCCGCAAUCAGUUUUCUCGGGAGGAAUUCCAGAAGUCGCUGGAGAAGCUCAACCCCGCCUGGGCCGAGUUUCUGGAGAAGGUGGUCACGAGCGGGGCACUCGACACAGACAACCCUGUUGAGCAACGACGGAAGGGUCUCAAGCUGAAUCCGGACGGUGAUGUGGAUCUGGCCGAGGCUCCAUAUUCUACUUUUCGAUACCCACCAUGUCCUACGUGUGUGGAGAAGCCUCCUCGUCUUGAAGAUGGCACACGGACCAACGUUGACGUUGAAAACGAUGGAGCUUGGCUGCCGACGUCUACUGCUGGGGUGUUGAAACCGGCCGUCAUCAUGUUUGGAGAGAACAUCGACCCGGCAGUCAAGGUCGCCGCAGAGGAGGCCAUCGAUGAUGCUGGAAGACUCUUGGUGCUUGGCAGUAGUCUUGCCACCUAUUCGGCCUGGCGUCUAGUGGACAGGGCCCAGAAACGCGGUAUGCCCGUCGGUAUCAUCAAUCUGGGCGGUGUCCGAAAUGAGUCGGUCCUCUUUGGUGAAUUGGCACAAGGGAAAGGAGAUCCGAUCGGAUCCCAGCACAUACGUUGCAGCCUCCCCUCCGAGUCGAUUCUCCCAGCGGUUGCGUCACAGUUGCCCGAUCUCCAUCACAGGAUGUAUUAA
This is a messenger RNA of Aspergillus campestris IBT 28561, 1251 nucleotides long. RefSeq names its product putative SIR2 family histone deacetylase. The transcript is spliced from 2 exons. NCBI's taxonomy places the organism in Eukaryota, Fungi, Ascomycota, Eurotiomycetes, Eurotiales, Aspergillaceae. Gene Ontology annotation, molecular function: NAD+ binding. The coding region runs from base 1 to 1251 and encodes 416 amino acids. The record is from RefSeq and is a predicted model, not a curated record.